Messenger RNA from Petromyzon marinus (sea lamprey), 5444 nucleotides. RefSeq lists its product as uncharacterized. Gene Ontology annotation, molecular function: zinc ion binding. Lineage: Eukaryota; Metazoa; Chordata; Hyperoartia; Petromyzontiformes; Petromyzontidae. The record is from RefSeq and is a predicted model, not a curated record.
GAACGUCGCAGCAGGUGCAGCGCGAGCUGUGUUUACCUGGAGAGGAAGAAGGAGCGAGAGCAGAGAGAGGUGGGGGGGAGAAGAAUAAUAGGGUCAUGGUGCAGAGGUUAUCAACAGGCGGCUCUUUGUUAAGGAUUCGCCGUCUCGUAUUCACCACACAGUCAGUGCAUUGCGGCUCUUGAAAUAUUGAGUGAUUGUUUUUUUAAAACCGAAUUAUAACUAAUUGUAUAUUAUUGUUUAUUUGGGGGUUCCGACCCGUGGGCUUGUGUUUUGGAGCAUUAAAGUUUGUGACCUCUGCGAGAGGGAAGAUGAUGAAGACGGUACACAUGGGGGUGGUGAGCUCGAGAGACGAAGACACGGGUACUGACGAAGACAAACGGGGCGACACGUAGACACGGGAUGAAGAGCUCAACGCAGACACGCGGGAGACGCCGAUUAACGCACUGAGAUGCAGCGUCGACAGAUUGGGGACAAAGCGACAGACACACGGACGGAGGCGCAGAUGGGUUGCACGGACACGUGGUGAGAUGAUUACCCCGCCAGGUGCAAGGAUUAAUCUCGGAAGCCUUCAAAGAAUCUGCACGCAUCGCAGGGUUGGACCAAAGUUCUGCGACGUUGCUUUCCUCGGCUUCUUCCUUUUUCUUAGUUCUGUUAUUUUCCCGUUUCGUGACAAGGAACAACACCCAGACUCCCUGAGAAAUCCGGUUGGGGAUUCUUAAAGCGCCGGUGAGAAUACAAAUCGCGUGACGCGAUUGCCUCAUCCAGCGCAGCUCUCCUCUGCGUCCUCCUCCGCCGCCGCGCCGUUCACUCUCGCCGCCCUGCUCAGCCAUGGAACACCUGGAGGAGGACCUCACGUGCCCCGUGUGCUUCUCGCUGUUCGAGGAGCCGCGCGUCUUGCCCUGCUCGCACACCUUCUGCCGCCGCUGCCUGGAGAGCGUCCUGCAGGCCACGGUGGAGCAGUUCCCGCUGUGGCGCGCCCUCCGCGUGCCCCUCAAGUGCCCGAGCUGCCGCCACAUGUUCGACAUGCCCUCGGCGGGCCUCUCCUACCUGCCGCUCAACUACUCGCUGGUGGCCAUCGUGGAAAAGUACCGGCGCCAGCAGAAGCUGCAGCGCGAGCGCGAGCUCGCCGAGUCGGCGCGCCCGCCGGCGUGCGCCGAGCACAGCGAGCAGCCGCUCAACGUCUACUGCCUCACGGACCGCACGCUCGUGUGCGGCUUCUGUCUCACGCUGGGCGAGCACCGCAGCCACGACAUCGAGUCGCUCGCGUCCGCCUGCGCCCGCGAGGGCCGCGUGCUCGAGGAGAGCACGCGAGCGCUGCUCUCCGACGACGACGACGAAGGCGACGGUGGGGGCGCCGGCGCUGGCGGCCCCAGUAGCAGCGGUGGCAGUGACGACGACGACGACGACGACGACGACGUGAUGGGGGUAGCCGUGGACCAGCAGCGGCGGCGGCGGCGGCGGCAGGAGGAGGAGGAGGAGGAGGGAGUUGGAGAUUCGGCCACCGUUUCGGAUCCAGUUCCGGAAGAUGGUGGCGAUGCUCAUCGUGGUAACGAUGGUGACGAUGCUGCCGAGGAUGACCAGCAGCAGGAGGAGGUUGAGGAAGAGGCUCAGGAUGUGGAGCGGCAAGGGGAGCGUCGCAGGAGGAGGACGACAAGCGGCGGGACGAGCGAGGAGGAGUUGGGGAGUGGAAGGGAAGAUCAGGGAGGGGAAAAUGGACGGGGAGACCGAGCUGGUGGGGACGAGGCGGUCGCUCGAGGGGCCAAGGAAGCGGUGGACGAGCAAAACGAGGAGCAGAAUCGGAGCCCGCGACGUCGAGCGAAGCAACGUCACCCGGGCCCCUGGGCCACGGCGCGAACCCAGCUGCUGGAGCUCGAGGCGCAGCGCGCCGGGUACGAGGUGCUGGUGAACCAGGAGGCGGCGCAGGUGGAGGCCUACUUCGCGGCGCUGCGCGACGACCUCGGCAAGCAGCAGAUGGCCGUGAUGGAGUACAUGGAGGCGGCGAGCCGGCAUGCCUCGCUGGGCUACGAGCGCGCCAUCGGCGUGCUGCGCGGCGUGCUGGACGAGCACGCCGCCGUGCUGACGCUGGCCGGGGAGGCCCAGGACGCGAUGCUGCUGGGCGAGCCCGUGGCCUUCCUGCAGAAGAUGCACGUGUUCCGCGAGCGCUACGAGCUGCUGCGCGCCGCCGCGUGCGCCGCCCGGCCCGAGCCGCCGAGCUUUGGUCCCCGCUGCCAAGACUACCUGGUGCGCGGCUGGGCCGACGUGCCGCUCGGACGGCUCGGGGACGCGCCGCUGCCCCGACUUCCGUACGACGACGACGACGACGAAGCCGACGGCAACGGCGGCGGCGGCGAGGACGAUGGCGGCGGUGGCGUUCGGCGCGACGGCGGAGGAGGCCUGGGCGCAGGGGAUUUGGGGUCAGCGGGUGAAAACGGAGCCGUCUACGGCCACAACCACCACCUGUCCGUCAUCCUGGAGGAGGAGACGGAAGAGGACGACAACGUCGAUGGAACUGAACAGAAGGCUGACGAACUCGACCUUGACGGCGGCUGGGUUGCCGGAGCCGGCGGACGAGCGUCGGCAUCGCGAGCGUCAACGGCCGCCGACGUUCACGCGCUUCUCGACGGCGACGCGGAUGACGGCGUGACGGAGGAGGAGCUGGCGACCGCGUGGCUCCCGUUCGAGGUGGAGCAGGGCCUCGUCCUCCUCUCGGCGCUGGCGAGCCUUCGCUGGGCCGACGCGGCGGCGCUGGCGGUGCGCGCCGCGAGGAUCUCCGAGGCGUCGGCGCGGAAGGUCCUCGGCCGGGGCGGCCGGGCCUUGCUCCGCGCGCUGGGCCCCGCGUCCUCUCCUCGGCCCGCGCUCCUCCUCCCUGCUCUCUGGCUCUCCGUCGCCCUCUUCCUCGCCUUCUGCUGCUGCUGCUUCUUCGCCUCGCUCCUCGGCCGCGGCGAAGACGGCGCGGCGGCGGCGCCGGGGAAGCUCGGGGCGCCGGGCGCCGUGGGGCUAGCGCUGCUGCCGCUGCUGCCGCUGCUGCCCUGCGUCGCCGUGGUGGGCGCCAACGUCCUCAUGCGGCGGCAGCAGGGCCUGGGGUGUGGCCGGGGGCCCAAAUGGGCCGUGGGGUCCGUGGGGGCUCUGAGGGCCGUGGGGGCACGUGUGCGUGCCGCCCUCUAGAGGAAGACGGCACGAGGAGGAGGAGGGGACGACCAAUUCGCCGCCCCUGGACACUCGGUAGCCACCAGAUGCGGCGAGCUACCUGCUGCUAAUGUAGUGGUUGGUGGUUAAUUUAAUCAGUUCAUGAACCCAAUCUAUUCUCGCAAUCGCGAGGCGUUAAAUUGGACCGUGCGUGACGCAAGAUUAGUAUUUUCGCUUGAUUUUUUUUUUAUUAGCCGUGAGGUGUUGGGGCUUCCGUGGCCCGGCGAGGUUGCUAGGUGGCCAUAAAGAUGUGACCGUGUACAGCAAAGUAGGUGGCUACUCUGUCCUUUUGCUUUGCUUGUGAGUUUUAUUUGGGUUUAUCCCGCCCUCAAAACGCCUCGCGGGGGUGACAGUUGGUCAAAUAUCCCAAUGCAGCAGGCAGGACCUUCCUGAAAAAAAAAAGGUCUUGCUUGAGACUCUGAGACAUUUCUGCAUAAAGGCCAUUGUUGUGACUUACACAAUUAUAGAAUUUAAAUUAUCAUUUUGGAUUAAAUGGCAAACGCUAAUCCGAGACCUAUUACGAUUUUCUUGGAUAAAAUAAUGUCUUUGUUUCGUAUUGGUCCCGAAAUGGAUCAUAAUAAAAAUAAUAAUACUGUGGUGAAAAUUACAAAAAUGCUGUAAUUGUAAUACUUCGCAAGCAACUAAAUCUGUUAUCUGUGAUAGUCGUGGGGCGCUCAGACUUCUCCAUCAACUUGAAUAAAAUGAGGUGUUCGGAAGAUCGAUUGAUCGAAAUCGCCAAUUCGGCGAAUCUGCCACGGAGCUGCCUAUCCGCCCUACCAUUUCUAAUGACCCCGGCCGCGUGAUGCGACCCGCGCCUUCCAAAACCGUACAACGGAUAGGGGCGCGCCAGGCGCGGAAAUUUUGGGGCGCCUCUGCUUCUGUGUCACGAUGCUCGUCUCUGUUCACGCGUCCCGAGAACAACUUCGUGAGCUCGCCGUCCGUACGGGUGAACGACACCCGUACGCGACUCGAGGAAGGGCGUGGACAUGCGCCGUGGAUAUACGGGGGCUGUGCAGCGUUUGGUGGGUGGGAGGGGGGCAACCAGUGGGGUAAUGCAAACACAAAAAAAAAACACAGUAUAUUCCUGGAGCUAUACUCUUCCACUUUCGCCAACCCACACUACUCGAGCGGGAUUGUGAGGCGUGGCAAAAUAAUCGCCCCGUUCCCACGACUCGCACGGCCAAUGCGGGGAGGGGGGGGGAGGCCAUCAUCCAUCCAGCAGUGGAUUGACCACCAAGAGUCGUGCCGAACGUGGGAGGGGGGAUAUUGCGGGGGGUUCGUCCGCUGAGUGGCCUGGAAAAUAUUCACGAGCCCCUCUGCGCCCCCUAGUGGCGGGAUUUGAACUCCUGUUGUGCCGCAAUAUCCAAUACAUUGACGCGCAGGGCCGAUUUGUUAAACUGGAGAUAGAUGGCUUCAUCUCAAGGUUGUGAUCCAGAGAUUUUCUGGAACUCCGCCCCAGAGAGCUCUCGCUCGUCAUACUUUUUUUCCCCCCUUGGUCAUUACGAAAGUCAACUCGAUUCGUAACUCUUCCUAACCCGAGGUACGUCACUUGGUCGACCACCCUACGAUAUGAGUGCUGAAUGUAGACCGGCAGAGAGUCUGAAAUGUAUCUCAGGCACGGAUGGGUCCACAACUAACGGCUACACUUGGGGUGAGGAGUGGUGGCGCAGUGAUUAGCGCACUGCGCUAUGAACCCGUUCACUUGUGUUCAAUCCCCGACCACGGCUCACAUCAGUGGCGAGUGAUAUCUGAAGCGUUCCUGAGUAUCCCUUCUCCACCGACUCACACUGGCCAGCAUGAAGUAUGGAUAAGUAACCCCCAACGACCAAAACUACUUUUGGUUACACGGUUAAAGAUUUCCCACUUUAACGCUUUUGUAUAGUCUUUGUAGCGAUUAUGGAGGUCGCCUCUAUUUGAGUUUAUUUUGUGUAUGGCUUCUAUAUGUGAUAAGUUAAGCUUUUAAGUUGCUAUCAUUCCCUUCCUAAAGGUAGUGUUAACUAGUUGACCAAUGUUAUUUUAAUGAUUUGAAAGCUGGACUUCAACGAAGCUACUCCAAUCUAAGUGUUUUGCCACUGCAUAUCAAUGACAGGUGGAGCAGUGGCGCAGUUAGUUGGCUCACUGCACGUUUAGGGUUUUUGGCUGCUACACAUUUCCACGUGAUAAGCCACUUUGUUUAGCUAUAGUUUGUGGCCUGGUCGCUUCUGAAACAAGAGCUAUAUAGCUCGGUGGGUCUUACCUGGUACAAUACAAACAUACUC